Molecule: messenger RNA, 668 nt
Organism: Staurois parvus
Lineage: Eukaryota; Metazoa; Chordata; Amphibia; Anura; Ranidae
Source: the annotation of a GenBank genome assembly
CAGGAUUUUGAGGACCUGAAGAAUGAAAUCAAGAACCAAGAUGUAAGGCAGAAGCUCCGAAGUUUGUACGGAACCCCCAAAAAUGUGGAUCUCUUCCCAGCCCUGAUCGUGGAGGAUCUGAUCCCAGGGUCCCGCGUUGGUCCAACUCUCAUGUGUGCCUUCUGGUCACUCAGUUUAAGAGGCUUCGGGAUGGAGACAGGUUCUGGUACAGUAACCCUGGUGUCUUCACCCCGGCCCAGCUCACUGAAAUCAAGCAGACCUCAUUGGCUCGAGUCCUGUGUGACAAUGGUGACAACAUUCAGCACAUCCAGGAGGAUGUAUUCCAAGUGGCUCUCUUUCCCCGAGACAUGCGGCCCUGCGGUGACAUCCCCGGCCUGGAUCUGCGCUUCUGGAAGGAAUGCUGCGAUGGUUGUGGGACGCAGGGUCAGUCCGAUGCCCUCUCUUCACACUUCCGGAACCGACGGGAUGAGGAAUUCAGUUAUACUGACCGAUUCAGCCCAGAGGACUCCAGACCGGAGGAGUACCUACAAGAGGACUCUGAAGACGACUACAUCUCAACACUUGAAACAACCCUCGCAGCGUUACAGAGCAAGGUGAAGGAAAUGGAAAGCCAGUUGAAGCAGCUGCAGAAAGCACAGACGGCCAUAAGGGGGCAGCACCCAUUAUAG